GGGUGACAAGCGCUCGAUUCCUUUAUAAUGCCGACAAUUCACUGCAAUUGUAAACCCUAGGGCAACAUUUUCCUCUCGCCACUGUAAGCGGCGGCUCAGAUCGAAAAUGGUGAAGUUUCUGAAGCCUAACAAGGCCGUUAUCAUCCUUCAGGGACGACACGCAGGCAAGAAGGCCGUCAUCGUCAAGUCCUUCGAAGAAGGCACUCGCGAACGCCCCUACGGCCACUGUCUGGUCGCCGGGAUCGCGAAGUACCCAAGCAAGGUGAUCCGUAAGGACUCCGCCAAGAAGCAGGCGAAGAAAUCGCGCGUGAAGACGUUUGUCAAGCUCGUAAACUACAACCACAUUAUGCCGACGCGCUACACUCUCGACGUGGAUUUGAAGGACGCCAUUCCCGUCGACUGCCUUCAAUCUCGUGACAAGAGAGUGACAGCAGCGAAAGAGGCGAAAUCUCGGCUUGAAGAGCGGUUCAAAUCUGGGAAGAAUCGAUGGUUCUUUUCCAAACUCAGGUUCUGAGAAGGUCAAUACAUAAAUACUCUACUGAUGACUAGUUUUUUCUCCUUUCGUUGCAAUGUUUCAAGCAACAGCUGUAUUUUGUUCAAUUGAAACUUUCAUGCUUAACACAUCCGAUUGAAAUUGCUUUAUCACCACGUAAUAUUUGCAUCGCAAAUUCGCUUAUAUCCUGUUUUUAUUGUUAAUGUAUAUGAUUCCUAUUUAAAUUGCUGAUAGGUUAAUGUAUUAGCAGAGAUCUGAAUAAUAAGAAGCGUUAAGUUGAAGUUGCUUUCUCAGGCGUUGCGGGCAUUGUUAAUCUAGUACAAUGUACGUGUCAAUGGAAGCAUAAAGUAAUUCAUGCAACCCUACUUUCUCUGAUCUCGAUCUGUAAUCAAACCUAAAUAUGAAUUGGUUUGCUUACUUUAGGGUCUGAAACAUCAUUAUAGAAACCUUUAAGCGGCUUUUAACUUUUUUUAAUAGUUGCUUCAUAUGGUGAGGGCCCUCUGUGAAAGUGAGGGAUGCUCUAGUUUCCGAAGCAUAGAUCAAAUGGCAGUAUUAAACAGCAUAGUGCAUUUUCCAUUGCGCGUUGCUACCUGUCUCCUUCUACAGUUUUAAUUUAGUUUAUCCAAACUUUCUUCUGUAUGUUUUGAUCGAUAUGUAGGUGCAAGCUGUGUAUGGUCGAGUUAGCUCACACAAACUUUACUGGAUACUUCAAAAUAUCCAAACGUUCAUUUUUAUUGAUUUAAAAUACUCGUAAAUAUGUUAAGAACUUGCAUCCGAAAUGGAAUAAUUUAAAUACUUUUUGCUCGGUAAAACCAAUUUUUGUUCAUGUUUUAUUCGGCAUUAUAGCCUUUCAGUUCAACCUUGGAUUUAAAAAUUGCAUCUAAAAGAUGUGUUUGAAUUAGUCACGAUAGUGCAAAUGUAAUUUAUAUAUAAUAACAGGGAUGCUAUUUUUUAAUAUCAUAGCAGUUUAAUGGUUUAUUAAACCUGUUUUUUAUUUUUCUUGAAAAACCCUGUUUUAUUCUUGUUUUGGAUAUCUUUCUGCAAGUAACGAGGUGGAAUUUGAGCACGGAAUUACAAAAUUUGCAACGCCAUUACGCUUUCAAUUUUGGGGAAGGACGCAAUUUUGAAAGCUUUGCUGGCAAGUACGUAAUGUGACCUCACCAGUUGUAUGAUUGGGUGUCCUAUACGAAGAUCAGACCAUAUUAAUAAUGUACGGAGGAUAAAAUGUGUAAUGCGCUAAAAUAUGUUCAAUCCAAAUACAAAUUUGGACGAAUUUUUCCGAAAGAGAACGCUAUCUUGGCUUAAGAGGUCCAAAUCGUUUUAUUAAUAGGCGAUUCCUCAAGGCCAGUCACAAGUCUCAUAACGCUUGAUACUAUGGUUGAAUCGAACAGUCUCUUAUUUAAAACGAUUGUUGUAAACUUUCCCGAACUUCUUAGCACAGAUCGAUAAAUUCGAUGCCAACUGAAUACACGCUUAUAAAUUGUAAGGGUCAUUAGAUUGAAGCAACUUUUAAGAGCAAUACAUACAUUUGAAUUGUGUUGAAAGAAUGAAUUUUCGGCUUGAACCGAUUUGAACAUUUGGGUCACUAAGAGCAUCUCCA
Cuscuta epithymum is the source of this 2093-nucleotide messenger RNA. The record is from the annotation of a GenBank genome assembly. Lineage: Eukaryota; Viridiplantae; Streptophyta; Magnoliopsida; Solanales; Convolvulaceae.